Paramuricea clavata is the source of this 441-nucleotide messenger RNA. The record is from the annotation of a GenBank genome assembly. Lineage: Eukaryota; Metazoa; Cnidaria; Anthozoa; Malacalcyonacea; Plexauridae.
AUGCGACAUAAAGAUGACAUAGAUGAAGAGUUAUUCGCAGGAACAUCUAAGUCAAUGGAAGGAUGUCUGGCUGAAGAGUGCUACAAGGAGGCCAAGGAUGAAGGAUGUGAUGCUGAGGUCGUUUGGCAAGAUGCUGACUCAAGUGCAGCAAAUGCAAUUAGCAAGUGGCAUCCAAAAGGUGAAAUUUACAAGUGUGGCAGGCAUGUGGGUAGAGCUCAUUACAACAAGCUCAAAGAAGUAGCCAAGCAAACGCAGUUUUCAGCUACCUUGAAAAAGAAGUACCAAGAUCAGCUCCCAUCAGUACUGACUGCCAAGUGUAAGUGUGAUAGACACAAAGGUGGUUGUGGAUGUCUUGGUGAUAGCUUUCUUACAAAUGCAAGAAUUAACCAUUUCUGUUGCCUCCAGCAAUGUGACAAAAUGAAGAAUAUGCAAGGAGGAUGA